CGAAGAUUGCAAGUUUGUACUCAAGUACAAGCACCCGAUUCAUCUUGCGAUGAGUUGAGGAAUGGUUAUAAUGACGUCAUUGAUCAUAAUAAUAUUAAUGGUUUUGGUUAUGAAAUACAGUUGAAUGCUUGCGUAAUUGUUUGUGUCGGAGAUUGCGAAUUGCGAGUUUAUACUCAAGUACAAGCACGCGCUUUAUCUUGUGAUGAGUUAAGGAAUGGUUAUAAUGACGUUAUUGAUAAUGAUGAUAAUAGUAAUGCUAGUAAUAAUAAUAUUAAUAAUAAUAGUAAUGAUAGUAAUAAUGAUUUUGGUUAUGAAAUACAGUUGAAUGCUUGCGUAAUUGUUUGUUUCGAAGGUUGCGAUUAUUUCGCUGCAUAUGAUGUGGAGAUUGAGGUAAAUGGUACAUCAAACUGGUUGUCUGGGGAGGAACGAUCUAGACUUGAAGCAGUUCAGAGAGAUUGGCGUCUUUCGAGACCAGCAAAGCCUUAUUCGGUUUGUUGCUUGCAUUAA
Molecule: messenger RNA, 507 nt
Organism: Thelazia callipaeda (thelaziosis nematode)
Lineage: Eukaryota; Metazoa; Nematoda; Chromadorea; Rhabditida; Thelaziidae
Source: the annotation of a GenBank genome assembly